ACGCAACAUCAAUAUCAUCGUUACAUUUUAUAACAAUUCUGAGAGUGAGAAGCAUUCAGCUAAGAGAAGAGAAGAUGUCUCUGAUUCCAAGUAUUUUGGGUAACAGGAGGAGCAACGUCUUGGAUCCAUUCUCUCUCGACGUGUGGGAUCCCUUCAGGGAUUUCCCUUUUCCCACUUCUGUGUCUGUGUCUGCCAGGGAAAAUUCAGCGUUUGUGAGUACCCGAGUGGAUUGGAAGGAGACCCCAGAGGCGCACGUCUUCAAGGCUGACAUUCCAGGGCUCAGCAAGGAGGAAGUCAAGGUUCAGAUCGAAGAUGACAAGGUUCUUCACAUCAGCGGAGAGAGGAACGUUCAGAAGGAGGACAGGAACGACACGUGGCAUCGUGUGGAGCGUAGCAGUGGAAAGUUCACGAGGAGGUUCAGGUUGCCGGACAAUGCAAAAGUGGAUAAAGUAAAGGCUUCUAUGGAAAAUGGGGUUCUCACUGUCACUGUUCCCAAGGUAGAGGUUAAGAAGCCUCAUGUUAAAAGCAUAGAGAUCUCUGGUUAAGCAAGGGCUAAUUGUUGUUGGUGUCUCUGUUUGAAAUCGUGUGGUUUUCUUUGUUGCCAAAAAUAUCGUGUAAUGGGAGUUGCGAGUGAAUAAACAUGUAAAUAGUUGUCGUUGGUGACUUGUUAUGUGAACUGUGGUUUUGUGAUUUUGCUAUCAUGAAGUAAAAUGUUAUUUUCUGCUUA
Molecule: messenger RNA, 727 nt
Organism: Cajanus cajan (pigeon pea)
Lineage: Eukaryota; Viridiplantae; Streptophyta; Magnoliopsida; Fabales; Fabaceae
Product: 18.5 kDa class I heat shock protein
Source: RefSeq, a predicted model, not a curated record